AUGUGGACGGACGUCGAGGCCGAAUACAAGGCCUGUUCCGCGGUGAUGGCUGACGAGGAUCCAGAAAUCCAAGCGGACAUCCGGGAAACAUAUGGCGAAUGCUAUGGGCGCUAUUUGACGCUCGAAGCUAUUGAGAGCGACCCUUCCACUUCCCGAGUGGCUACGAAUCCGCCACCCUCCCAAGGCGGCCAGAAUCCAUCCACUUCUUGCAACCGAUCCAAUCCAUUCCGGUCGCACGGCAGUUCGGUGCCGAACAAGGUUCUUUCUUUCAAGAACCAAGCAUCACACGCUUCUGCAUCGUUCCGCGCCUCGUCCAACGCCGCGUCCAACAUGGCGGCUUCGACAUCCGCCCAAACCCCCAGCUCGUCCAAUUCUCAGCCCAACGUAAAGAGCUAUUUCUCUUCCAGCACAAGCUCCGAAGCGACGUUCAUCACUGAACGCCUCUUUAACAUCAUUAAGCCACCGUUCGAAGCUAUCCAGGCUCAAGUCGCGGGUUUAAACCAAACCGUAGCGGCUAAGGCGCAAAAGCGUUGCCACUUCAUGAUCGGGGCCGCCUCCAGGCCGGGCCUCAAGAUCGAGACCACGGCAUAUGUUCUGCCUCAAUUAGCAGGCAACCUUCCUUCAUAUCCGAUACCGCAGCACUUCUUGGAUAACCUUCCAAACCUCCAAUUGGCAGACCCUUCCUUCCACCGAAGCUCGCAGAUUGAUGUGCUUCUAGGCGCUGACAUCCUUCCUUCUAUCCUGUUGAGCGGCUUCCAGUCUGCCAUUUGUGGCUCGCUGCUGGGACAAGAGACCAUCUUCGGAUGGGUCCUAUCCGGUCCGGUAUCAGCUGACUCGGCUCGGACGGUUUCCGCCUUCACCACGAAGCUCUCGUUUAAUUCGGAUUUCCGACUCGAGAAGCUUCUCACCAAAUUCUGGGAGGUGGAGGACCUUCCGGGGAGACCGACGAGCGAGUCCGAUUCAGUGUGCGAGGAAAACUUCCUCCAGACCACUAAACGAACCCCCGAUGGGAGAUACGUUGUUACUCUCCCUUUCAAGUGUCCAGAAAAAGUCGAGCUAGGCCACUCCAGAAGCGCGGCCCAGGCCCAGUUCCUUAGAAAAGAGCAGCGGCUGCAGCGGAACUUGCCGCUCAAGAAGCAGUACGACUCCGUCAUUCAGGAAUAUUUAGAGCUCGGCCACAUGACAGCGGUUACACCUAGUCAUGAUUCCGGCCAUUUCUACCUGCCACAUCACGCCGUGCUUAAACCCGACAGCACCACAACCAAAUUGCGCGUAGUCUUCAACGCCUCCAGCCCGUCUUCCAACGGGAAAAGCCUCAACGACACGUUGCAUGCUGGGCCAGUCCUUCAGUCUGACUUGACCAUGCAAAUCCUGAGGUGGCGCGUCUUUCGCUACGUUUUCAAUGCCGACAUCAACAAGAUGUAUCGGCAAAUCCAAGUGGCUUCCCAACACACGCCCUAUCAGCGAAUACUGUUUCGCGACCGUAACGGGGACGUGUGUGACUACGAGCUCACCACUGUCACUUUCGGAGUCAACUGCGCACCGUACCUCGCCCUCCGCGUCCUCAAGCAACUCGCACAAGAGGUGCGUCCACAGCUGCCGAUGGCAAGCGUCAUCCUGGAGAGCGACAUGUACGUGGACGACGUGCUCGCUGGUGCUCACUCUCAGUCUCAGGCAAUUUCCGCCAUUGCUGAACUACUUAGCAUCGCUAAGACGUUGGGAAUCCGAUGGCAAGCCAGUGCCGACGAGUUCUUCUUUUCGCCUCCCGCCUUAAACGAGCGAAAAUCCUGCACGAAGCGCAAUGUACUGUCCCAGAUCGCGCAGCUCUUUGAUCCAGCGGGAUGGCUUGCCCCCUUCGUCGUCCAAGCGAAAAUAUUUAUGCAGGAGAUUUGGUUGAGAGAGUUAGGAUGGGAUGACGUCCUUCCUAACGAUCUGUCUCAAGCCUGGGAGACAUUCCUGAAAAGCUUUCCGGCCAUCCAAGGGAUCCGCAUUCCGCGGUGGUUACACGUCUGUCCGAUGGCCAAGGUACAGAUUCAUGGGUUCUGCGACGCGUCUCAACGUGCCUAUGGGGCAGCGAUUUACGUCCGAGUUGAGCGUCCGCAGGGCAUUGUGUGUACCCUUGUCACAGCCAAAACCCGCGUUGCCCCCGUGAAAACAGUCUCGUUGCCUCGACUCGAGCUGUGCGGAGCUGUCCUUCUGACAGAACUCUCCGUGGCCAUCCUUCCUCAAAUGCCGCUCGACGCCAGCCAGGUGUACUUUUGGACCGAUUUCACUAUUGUGUUGGCCUGGUUGAACAGGCCGGCAUGUGAUUGGACCACUUUUGUAGGGAAUCGAGUCGCCAGAAUCACUCGCUGUUGGCCCCGCGAACGAUGGAGCCACGUCCGAUCCGAGGACAACCCGGCCGACCUCGCCAGUCGAGGGCUCGGACCCACUGAACUGGUCGGCAAUGACAUGUGGUGGCAUGGCCCUGCGUGGCUGCGUGGUCCGCAGUCGGAGUGGCCUUGUCCACGAGGCUCAAUCCUUGAGACCGACUUGGAGAAACGAGCCGUCAAGGUUCACCACGCCACUGACACCGCCUCGGACAUUCUCAGCCGAUUUUCCGAAUUCGGACGCGCUCUGCGCGUGAUCGCCUACGUUCGGCGGUUCGGCUAG
This is a messenger RNA of Drosophila obscura, 2652 nucleotides long. RefSeq lists its product as uncharacterized. NCBI's taxonomy places the organism in Eukaryota, Metazoa, Arthropoda, Insecta, Diptera, Drosophilidae. Bases 1 to 2652 code for a protein of 883 amino acids. The record is from RefSeq and is a predicted model, not a curated record. The transcript has 4 exons.